This is a messenger RNA of Microthlaspi erraticum, 5403 nucleotides long. NCBI's taxonomy places the organism in Eukaryota, Viridiplantae, Streptophyta, Magnoliopsida, Brassicales, Brassicaceae. The record is from the annotation of a GenBank genome assembly.
AUGGAGGAGAAACGGAGGCUCAAUGAGUUGCCAAACGAACUGAUCUUGAUGAUAUUCUCAUUCCUUCCAAUGUUUAAAGAGACCGUAGCAACACAUCUCAUAUCAAAAUUUUGGGAGGAACCUUGGGAACUGGAGCCCGAUGUCAUGUUAGAUGAUGAUGAUGAAUCAUACGAGAGUUUUCGGAGUUUUGUUUAUGAAUCUUUGUUGUCUAACGAUGCUCAAAUCCUAGAUAGAUUGCAUCUCAAGCUUAGCCGGAUAGAUUCGGCUUCACACAUCAACUUUUGGGUUAAAAGCGCUGUUUAUCGAUCUGUGAGAAAGCUGAGAAUCCACUUGUUUGGCAAAACCCUAGAAUUGCCAAGUUGCUUGAGUGGCAGUGCUUGCGUAACCCUAAAGUCAUUGAUACUCCGUGAAGUAAGAAUCGAGGUGGUUCCUCCUUGGUUUCGUUUGCCAUCGCUCAAAAGUCUGCACCUUUUAUCGGUCACGUUUUCGGACAACGAAUCUGCUUCAAGUCUUUUACAAAUUUGUCCAGAUCUUGAAUAUUUGGUACUACACCAAACCAAGGUAUUCGGUAGUAAUGUGCCUGCUUUGAGUACUUACAAAACCCUAAAAUCAUUGACACUCAGAGAUGUAAGUAUCAAUGAUGUUCCGUCUUGGUUACGUUUGCCAUCUCUCAAAGCGCUGCAUCUCUUGUCAGUUGAUUUUUCGGGCUACAAAUCUAAUGCAAGACUAUUAGAACUCUGCCCUGUUGCAAGACUUUUAGGAAUCUGCCCUGUUGUUGAAGAUUUGGUUGUAAAACGAACCGAAGUAUUCCAUAGUAAAGUGCCUGCUUUGAGUACUUGGAGAACCCUAAAAACACUGAUACUCCGUGAAGUAUGCAUCAAAGAAGUCUCGCCAUGGUUUCGUUUGCCAUCACUCAAAAGUUUGCACCUUUUAUGGGUCAAGUCCUCGGACGACGAAGCUGUUGCAAGUCUUUUACAAAGUUGCCCGGUUCUUGAAUCUUUGGUAGUGAACCAAGAAAUGCAUAAAAAUGUGCUGUUCAAGGUUGUUCCGCCCUGGUUUUGUUUGCCUUCACUUAAAAGUCUGCACCUUUUAUCGGUUAACUUCUCCGGCGACGAUUCUGUAGAAAUGUUUUUAAAAUGUUUCGGGGCUCUUGAAGAUUUGGUGGUAAGCACAACCAAAAAUGACAAUGUGAUGAUAUUCAAUAUCAAUGUGCCUACUUUGAAGAGCUUAUCUAUUGAUAACUCGAAAGGGAGACGAGACUAUGUUAAGAAGAUUCAUGGGUUUGUGAUAAAUGCUCCUGCUUUGAGGAAGUUUGACUUUAAGGACACAUUCAGUAACUUUCUAACGUUUGGAUAUAUGCCUGAGGUGAUCAAGGCGAAUAUCCAGGUUAUUUGUGACCAAUCUGAGAAGUUCAUAGGAUCUCUUACCUCAGUCCAACAUCUUUCUCUCUGUUCUCUAACUUCGGAGGCUCCAUAUCCUAGAGGCACAUUCUUCUUCUUUCUUGAACAUCUAGAGCUAUGUACAUGUUCUGCACGAUGGUGGAGUCUACUUGCUUGUAUACUCAAAGACGCUCCAAGGCUUCGAUCUCUCAAGCUUAAGUCGUGUUCGCAGGAAAAUUCUAGCAGGAUUAGGGUGAAAAUGGAGGAGAAACGGAGGCUCAGUGAGUUGCCAGACGAUCUGAUCUUGAUUAUAUUCUCAUUCCUUCCAAUGUUUAAAGAGACCACUGCAACACAUCUCAUUUCAAAAUGUUGGGAGGAAACUUGGGAACUGGAGCCGGAUGUCAUGUUAGAUGAUGAUGAUGAAUCAUACGAGAGUUUUAUGAGUUUUGUUUAUGGAUCUUUGUUGUCUAACGAUGCUCAAAUCUUAGAGAGAUUGCAUCUCAAGCUUGGCCGGGAAGAUUCGGCUUCACACAUCAACUUAUUGGUUAAAAACGCUGUUAUUCGAUCUGUGAGAAAGCUGAGAAUCCACAUGUCUGGCCAAACCCUAAAAUUGCCGAGUUGCUUGAGUAGUUGCGUAACCCUAAAGUCAUUGAUACUCCGUGAAGUAAGAAUCGAGUUGAUUCCUCCUUGGUUUCGUUUGCCAUCGCUCAAAAGUCUGCACCUUUUAUCAGUCACGUUUUGGGGCAACCCUGCAAGUCUUUUACAAAUUUGUCCGGGUCUUGAAUAUUUGGUUUUACACCAAACCCAGGUAUUCGGUACAUCUUUGCCUGCUUUGAGUACUUACAGAACCCUAAAAUCAUUGACACUCAGAGAGGUAAGUAUCAAUGAUGUUCCGUCUUGGUUACGUUUUCCAUCACUCAAAGUGCUGCACCUUUUAUCAGUUGAGUUUCCGGGCUACAAGUCUAAUGCAAGUCUUUUAGAAUUCUGCCCUGUUGCAAGGCUUAUAAGAAUCUGCCCUGUUCUUGAAGAUUUGGUUGUAAACCGAACCGAAUUCAGUAGUAAAGUGCCUGCUUUGAGUACUUGGAGAACCCUAAAAACACUGAUACUCCGUGAAGUAUGCAUCCAAGAAGUCUCGCCAUGGUUUCGUUUGCCAACACUCAAAAGUUUGCAACUUUUAUGGGUCAAGUCCUCGGACGACGAAGCUGUUGCAAGUCUUUUACAAAGUUGCCCGGUUCUUGAAUCUUUGGUAGUGGACCAAGAAUUCAAUAACAAUGUGACGUUCAAGGUUCUUCCGCCUUGGUUUUGUUUGCCUUCACUCAAAAGUGUGCACCUUCUAUCGGUUAACUUCUCCGGCGACGAUUCUGUAGAAAGUUUUUUAAAAUGUUGCGGGGCUCUUGAAGAUUUGGUGGUAAGCAAAACCAAAGAUGACAAUGUGAUGAUAUUCAAUAUCAAUGUGCCUACUUUGAAGAGCUUAUCUAUUGAUAACUCCAAAGGGAGACGAGACUACGUUAAGAAGAUUCAUGGGUUUGUGAUAAAUGCUCCUUCUCUGGAGAAAUUGAACUUUAAGGAUACAUUCAGUAACUUUCUAACGUUUGAGUAUAUGCCUGAGGUGAUCAAGGCGAAUAUAGAGGUUAUUUGUGACCAGUCUGAGAAGUUCAUAGGAUCUCUUACCUCAAUCCAACAUCUUUCUCUCUGUUCUCUAACUUCGAAGACUCCAUAUCCUAGAGGCACAUUGUUCUUCUUUCUUGAACAUCUAGAGCUAUGUACAUGUUCUGCGGGAUGGUCGAAUCUACUUAGCUGUAUACUCAAAGCCGCUCCAACAAUUCGAUCUCUGAAGCUUAAGUCGAAACAUAGUGAUAGUUAUUGGAAGAAUCCCUGGGACAAACCAACAGAUGUUCCGGAAUGUUUAUCGAAGCAUCUCGAGUUGUUGGAAUGGAGAAAAUAUGAAGGCACCGAGAAAGAGAUGGAAGUGGCUGCGUACAUACUAGCGAACGCUACUUGUCUAAAGAGGGCGACAUUCUCAUCAAGAUAUCAUGGCAUGCUGAGGGAGAAGGAGUUAAAGAAAAUGAACAGAGUUUCAGAGACAUGUCACGACUUAAUAUCGAAACGUUGGCGUGGUCUUUCGAAGCUGGUGACGGAUCUCACGAUUGAUGAUGCAUCAGAUAGAUUUGUCGUCUAUGCAUAUUUGCUAAACAAUGCUCAAACUCUAGAUAGACUGCAAAUCAAGCUUCUCCGUUACUAUCAUUUGGCUUCAGACAUCAAUGCUUGGGUUCAAGCUGCUGUUGAUCGGUCAGUGAGAGAGGUGAGAAUCCACCUGUCUGGCCAUGCCCUAGAAUUGCCGAGUUGCUUGACUACUUGCAAAACCCUAAACACAUUGAUACUCCAUGAAGUACGUAUCAAGGUUGUUCCGCAUUGGUUUCGUUUGCCAUCACUCAAAACUCUGCACCUUUUAUCGGUUGAGUUUUAUGACGGCGGGUCUGUUGCAAGUCUUGUAAGAAUCUGCCCGGUUCUUGAAGUCUUGGUUGUAGACCAAACCAGAUAUGACAGUGUGAUGGUAUACAAUAUCAUUGUGCCUAGUUUGAGGAGCUUAUCUAUCGGUGACUCGAAAGGGAAACAAAAUAUGGAGACAUCGAGCAUCAACAAGCUGCCAGAUGAAUUGCUCUUAAAGAUCUUGUCGUCACUUUCGACUAAACAGUCCAUAGAAACAAGCUUCUUGUCAAAACGUUGGCGGGGUCUUUGGAGACUGGUGCCACAUCUCACGUUUGAUGAUGAGUUAUAUUCUAUUUUUUUUACUUUUACAAGAUUUGUUUAUACAUCUUUGUUGUUUAACAAAUGUCAAGUUCUAGAGAGAUUGGAUCUAAAGAGUUGCUUAAACUGUUGUUGGGAUUUUGCUCUGUCCAUCAACGAUUGGCUUCAAGCCGCGGUUAAUCGAUCUGUGAGAGAGCUGAGAAUCGACUUAUUUGGCAGAACCCUAAAACUACCGAGUUGCAUAACCCUAAAGUCAUUGAUACUCCGUGAAGUAAGUAUCGAGGUUGUUACUCCUGAGUUUCGUUUGCCAUCGCUCAAAACCCUACACCUUUUGUCGGUUAAGUUUUCUGGCGAUGAAACUCUUGCAAGUUUUUUACAAAGUUGCCCGGUUCUUGAAUAUUUGGUAGUAAUCCAAACCAAAGAUGACGAUGUGAUGUUUAAGGUUGUUCCGCCUUGGUUUUGUUUGCCAUCACUCAAAAGUCUACACCUUUUAUCGGUUAAGUUCUCUGGCGACGAAUCUCUUGCAAGUCUUUUACAGAAUUGCCUCGUUCUUGAAGAUUUGGUUGUAAACAAAAUCAAAGAUGACAAUGUGAAAAUAUUCAAUAUCAAUGUCCCUACUUUGAAGAGCUUAUGUAUUGAUAACUCGGAAUGGAAACGCUCCUACGUUGAAGAGAUUCAUGGGUUUGUGAUAAAUGCUCCUGCUUUGAGGAAGUUUUACGUUAAGGACACAUUCAGUAACUUUCUAACGUUUGGAUAUAUGCCUGAGGUGAUCACGGCGAAUAUAGAGGUUAUUUGUGACCAAUCUGAGAAGUUCAUAGGAUCUUUUACCUCAGUCCAACAUCUUUCUCUCUGUUCUCUCACUUCAGAGGCUCCAUAUCCUAGAGGCACAUUCUUCUUCUUUCUUGAACAUCUAGAGCUAUGUACAUGUUCUGCGGGAUGGUGGAGUCUACUUGCUUGUAUACUCAAAGUCGCUCCAAGGCUUCGAUCUCUCAAGCUUAAGUCGAAUCAUAGAUCCGAUUACAAUGAUCCGAUGAUAUGCCUUAGCAAACCAUCAGUUGCUCCUGUAUGUUUAUCGACGCAUCUGGAGAUCUUUGAAUGGAGACAAUAUGAAGGCAAAGAGCAAGAGAGGAAAGUGGCUGCAUACAUACUAGCAAACUCUACUUUUCUAAAGAUGGCGACAUUCUCAUCAAGAUGUAGAAACAAACAUCAUAGCAUGUUCAGGAAGUUAAAGUCUAUGGACAGAGUUUCAAAGACAUGUCAGCUUGUAAUUGACUAA